Messenger RNA from Paramecium sonneborni, 696 nucleotides. The record is from the annotation of a GenBank genome assembly. NCBI's taxonomy places the organism in Eukaryota, Ciliophora, Oligohymenophorea, Peniculida, Parameciidae.
AUGUAUUAAAUUCAAAUAUUUGCAGAUUAUAUUGCGAUUAAAGUUGUAUUUUGUGCAAAAAAGAAGUAAAGUCAUUAAAUGGAUUUACUUGUAAUAAAUGUUAUUAAGAUUAUUAUAUGGACCCUUUAAAAUCCAUGUUUCUUGUUCUUUACUAUCCUAGGUAUGUUUAGAAAGAAAAAUCCAAGAGAUUUAAGUAUAAUAAAAAUGUUUUAAAAAUAGUAAAUAAAUCCUGAAUUGUGAAUAAAUGAUUUGAAUAUUAUUUAUUCUUAUAUAUGUAUUUAAAAAAGGCAAAACUCUAAUGUUAUUGUGGCCCCUUUUUACUAAAUUGCUAAAUAUUGCAUUAUUGAUAAGUGUGAUAGUCUAAUCUCUUAAACUGUAAACUUCAUUAUAUAAUUCUAGGUAAAAAUUUUGAUAAAUAUAUUUUUGAUGAAAUUAAUUUUUUAAAUUAUUUCAAUAAGUUCAAUUUUAAUUACUUAAAUCAUGUAGGAGCAUAAAAAUUUUAGAUAAUAAUUCCUUUUUAAGACCAUGAUCUUUUUCAAAGCACUAUAAGGUUUUAAAAAGCUUAGGGAAUUUAUGAAAAUGUCUAUAUGUAUUUUAAAAUUAACCUUUACUCCAAGUCGCCAUAGACUUUUCAUAGUACCAAUUGUUAUUACAAAUUUCUUAAUAAGGAAAUAUCAAAAAGCUUAGGGAUUUUGA